This is a messenger RNA of Meleagris gallopavo (turkey), 503 nucleotides long. Lineage: Eukaryota; Metazoa; Chordata; Aves; Galliformes; Phasianidae. The record is from RefSeq and is a predicted model, not a curated record.
CGGGAGAUGGUGACACAUGAAGCGCGCGGGGAGGACCAUGGUUGAGAGGACCAGCAAGUUCCUGCUGAUCGUGGCCGCGUCCGUGUGCUUCAUGCUCAUCCUGUACCAGUACGUGGGGCCGGGGCUGAGCCUGGGCGCGCCCAGCGGCCGCCCCUACGCCGAGGAGCCGGACCUGUUCCCCACGCCGGACCCGCACUACGUGAAGAAGUACUACUUCCCUGUGCGCGAGCUGGAGCGGGAGCUCGCCUUCGACAUGAAGGGCGAGGACGUGAUCGUGUUCCUGCACAUCCAGAAGACGGGCGGCACCACCUUCGGCCGCCACCUGGUGCAGAACGUGCGCUUGGAGGUGCCCUGCGACUGCCGGCCCGGCCAGAAGAAGUGCACCUGCUACCGGCCCAACCGCCGAGAGACCUGGCUCUUCUCCCGCUUCUCCACCGGCUGGAGCUGCGGGCUGCACGCCGACUGGACCGAGCUCACCAACUGCGUGCCCGGCGUGCUGGGCC